AUGAUUCGUACUCCAAAGAGAAGUAACAAACAAGAUGACUUUGUCACACCUCAAAUGAAAUUGGAUCUUCGUAAAGAACUACAAUCAGCAAUUCAGCGACGAAACAAUUUGACGAGCAGAUCAAAAUUAAAAUGCAUUAAAUUUUUGGAAAAUUCUUUUGAAGAUGAAGAAAAAAAUGAACCAAAUGAUUUUGAUAAAAGAAUUAUACUUCGAAGAAAGGCUAUUGAGGAAGUAUUGACAUCAGAAAGAAGCUACAUUGCACAAUUAGAUAAACUUGUGAAUUUCUUCGUCAAUCCUUUGAAGAAUUUAAAUCUAAUUGAUAUAAACAGUCACACAACACUAUUUGGACAACUGGAAUUGAUCCACAACAUCAACAAUGAAUUAUUAACACGACUUGAAAACGAUUCUGACGACGUCGCUGGUGCAUUUUUAAAGUUAGCGCCAUUCUUCAAAAUUUACUCCGUUUACGCUUUCGAUUACCGAAAUUCACUUUUACUCCUCCAAACACUAACAACAAAGAAUGUCGCAUUUCGAUCAUUUCUUGAGAAGGCUGAAUCAAGACCUGAAGUUCAACAAAAGUUAAAUUCACUUCUCAUCACACCUAUUCAAAGAGUUCCUCGUUAUCGUCUUCUUCUGCAACAAGUUCUCCUCUACACAAGUCCCGCUGAUAGUGACUACAAAAUGAUUCAAGAAUCAAUCCGACAAAUCGAAUCUUCAAUUAAUCACAUAAAUUCAGUUGUCGAAGAUCAGGAAAACAUUCAACGAAUGCUCAACAUUCAAAAUUCUUUAAGUGGAAGAAUUCCAAACAUCAUGAGGAACGUAAGACUUGAAACAUUUUACAAUCUCUGA
This is a messenger RNA of Clunio marinus, 849 nucleotides long. The record is from the annotation of a GenBank genome assembly. Lineage: Eukaryota; Metazoa; Arthropoda; Insecta; Diptera; Chironomidae.